AUGAACCCUUCCGUUCCACCUUCAGCUGCCGAAUACGGCGGAGACGAGGUCUCCGCCAUUGUCCUCGACCCCGGGUUUUCGACAACGCGCGCCGGUUUUGCAGGAGAGGACACGCCAAAGUCUCUGAUCCCGACGUACUACGGCAAAUAUACCUACGAAGGACAAGAAAAGCUCAUCUACGGCGAUGAUAUCUACGUCACGCCCCGCCCGGGCCUCUCCAUCCACAACCCCAUGGGCAGGGAUGGCAUCGUAGAGGACUGGGACAUGGCGGAGAAAGUGUGGGAAUACUCGUUCACGUCGCGACUGACGGGCCCGAAGCCCGGAAACCCCUUCAUGAACGGCCUCAACGAUGUCCCGGAGGGGGAGAUGCCCACUGAGAUGGAGGGCGUGGAGUCCAACGAGAAGCCACUCGCCGACAGUCCACUGCUGAUGACCGAGUGCGGCUGGAACCCGUCCAAGGCGCGCGAGAAGACCAUCGAAAUCGCCAUGGAGAAAUGGGGUACGCCGGCGUUUUAUCUGGCGCGGAACGGUGUGCUUGCAGCUUUUGCGUCCGGAAAGGCCUCUGCGCUCGUCAUCGAUGUCGGAGCUUCCAAUAUAUCCGUCACCCCGGUGCACGACGGCAUGAUCCUGAAACGGGGCGUCCAGCACUCCCCGCUGGGCGGCGACUACAUCUCCUCGCAGAUUCGCGCCCUGUUCAAGUCCAACAACCCGCAGCCCAUCACCAUCACCCCGCACUACCUCAUUGCCUCGAAAACGGCCGUCGACGCCGGCCAGCCGCCCCAGGUCAAGCUCAAGACGUUCCCGCCCGAGAAAGAACCCGACGCGUCCUACCGCGCGCUGCUGGAGGAGCGCACGCUGUCCGAGUUCAAGGAGUGCGUGGUGCAGGUGUGGCCAGGCCCCAACAAACUCUUUGGCCCGGGCCUGAACGGCGUACCCAACGAAGAGGCCGCAAAGACCACCCCGGCCCGGCCCUUCGAAUUCCCCGACGGAUACAACCAGCUCUUUGGCGCGGAACGCUACCGCAUCGUGGAGUCGCUCUUCGACGCAAAGGCCGCCAUCCCCGACCCCGAGUCCUCCUUCCCUGCGCCCACCCCGGCGCAGACCAUCCCCGAGCUGAUCAAGGCCGCGCUCAAUGGCGUCGACGUCGACAUUCGCCCGCAUCUGCUGGCCAACGUCGUCGUCACCGGCGCCUCCAGCCUCCUCCACGGCUUCACCGAUCGCUUGAACCAGGAGCUCAUGCAGACGUAUCCCGGUCCGCGGGUGCGCAUCUCCGCCCCAGGGAAUACCGCCGAGCGGCGCUUUGGCUCUUGGAUCGGUGGAAGUAUCCUCGCCAGUCUGGGGACGUUCCAUCAGAUGUGGAUCUCUAAGAAAGAGUACGAGGAGCAUGGUGCGAACAUUGUCGAGAAGCGCUGCAAGUAG
Messenger RNA from Aspergillus terreus NIH2624, 1419 nucleotides. RefSeq names its product actin family protein. Lineage: Eukaryota; Fungi; Ascomycota; Eurotiomycetes; Eurotiales; Aspergillaceae. Gene Ontology annotation, cellular component: SWI/SNF complex; NuA4 histone acetyltransferase complex. Gene Ontology annotation, biological process: regulation of transcription by RNA polymerase II. Gene Ontology annotation, molecular function: chromatin binding. The record is from RefSeq and is a predicted model, not a curated record. The transcript is spliced from 3 exons. Bases 1 to 1419 code for a protein of 472 amino acids.